GGGAGCCGCAGAGGGCGCCGGGAGGAGCGGGAGGCGGCGGCGCUCGGGGCUGGCGCGGCGGGUCGGGGGCGAUCGGGGCUCUCCGAGCUCUCCGGGCCUUUGCCAUCCCCUGAGGCCGCGGCGCUGCCGCCGGGCCCAGGUCGCCGCCGACCGCGGGACGCAGCGGCACCUACCCGGCCUCAGCCGGCCCCUCGCCGGCCACCACGGACGUGGAGGCGGUGGCGGCGGGCGGAGCCGGGCCCGGCCCGGAGGGACGCGAGUCCUCCCGCCGCGGGGGAGCCUGCCCCGCCGCUCGGUAGGGGCCGCAGGGAGGGCUCGCUCAGCCCUUGCGGCGCCGGGGCCUCCGCGGCCGCGCUCGCUCCUCAGGGGCUGCGCGAAGCCCCGGCCGGCGCUGCGCGGGCGGCUGCGGGGCCGGGCGGAUCGGGCCGCGCUCCCGGCGCCGCUGAGGCCUCCGGCGGGGACGGAGAGAGAGGGAGGCCCGGGCCGGCGCUCCCCGUGAAGCAGAGAAGCCACAUCUCCUCCGCCAGCAUCUUUGUUUGCCGGGCCCUGCCGCGGGGAAGCGGAGCGGCGAGACCCGGGCAGCGAGUUCCCGGUGCCCCCGUGUAUUUUCGGGCCUUUCCCCCCCGUUUCGGCUGAGUUUCCCGGGCGCUGCCUCGGUGCUCGGCGGCUUUUAUCCCCCUCCUUUCGGCUGGAGAUCUCGGAUCCGGAGCGUCGCCGCUGGGACCGGCCGGGGACUGAGGCAGAGGAAACAACAGGUCUCCCUUCUCCUCGCCUUCCGAAGCGAUUCCAGCGCCUCGCUCUUGGGAUUAUAAAUGUUUGAACACAGACCCAGGGAACUGCAAGGGGAGCCUCCCGUCGGAAUUAACACAAGAGAAAAGAAGGGGGGCUUUUCCAAAUCCUUUACGAGAAACCUCGUGCCGUUUUCCCAUCCUGCCCGUGCUCUCUUUAAUAAUGCGAUUGUGACCUGAGUGGAAUUUAUGAGCGAUGAACUGUUGAAGCUUGUUGCACCACUGCAUCGGACUACAUAUUUUUUGGGUUUUUUUGUUUGUUCGUUCGUUUUCCUCGACACAUGAUUCCCCCAUCCCAGCUGUUGCAGGACCUAUGGGCCAGUAAUAGAAGGAUGGGAAGCUGAGACAGUUUAUUUUCACAUUAUUCUGUUCUGGGGACUUGGCUGGUUGGCUGAAGCUGCUGCUUUUUACUGGAUCUGCUCUUUUCUCGGCAGGUUUAUUUGUUUUCAUGUGCACGGGGUGUUUCAACUGAAUAGACAUUGGACUAGAGCUGAAUGGAUGCUUUGCAAUCCAAAAGGUUUUUGGGGGUGACAAAAAACUGCUAAAAACAGGAGAAGAACUGGUACUGCAGGAAACGAGGGGCCUGUUUUCCAAGCCUUUUUAUUUUAUUGAGCAAGAUGAUGUGUGAGGUGAUGCCAACCAUCAGCGAGGCAGAGAUUCCCUCCGGGGGAAACGGAGGCCACGGUUCAGGUUCCCCGCUCCAGUCAGAUACAGAUUCCCAUUUUGAGCAAUUAAUGGUUUCCAUGUUGGAAGAAAGGGAUCGCCUUCUGGAAACACUCAGAGAAACUCAGGAGACGCUGGCGUUGACCCAGGGCAAGCUCCACGAAGUUGGUCACGAGAGGGAUUCCUUGCAGAGGCAGCUCAACACUGCGCUUCCACAGGAAUUUGCAGCGCUUACGAAAGAGCUGAAUGUGUGCAGGGAGCAGCUGCUUGAACGGGAAGAAGAAAUCGCUGAACUAAAAGCAGAAAGAAAUAAUACGAGGCUAUUGCUGGAACAUUUGGAGUGUCUGGUCUCCCGGCAUGAGAGAUCUCUCAGAAUGACCGUUGUGAAGAGACAAGCUCAGUCUCCAGCAGGAGUUUCUAGUGAAGUAGAAGUUCUCAAAGCACUAAAAUCUUUAUUUGAGCACCAUAAAGCCCUUGAUGAGAAGGUAAGGGAGAGGUUACGAGUAGCACUUGAAAGAUGUAGCUUAUUGGAAGAAGAACUAGGUACUACACAUAAAGAGUUAAUGAUCCUGAAAGAGCAAAAUAAUCAGAAGAAAACACUUCCAGAUGGGAUGCUGGAUAUAAAUCACGAACAAGAAAAUACACCGACUACAAAUGGGAAGCGGUCUUCUGAUGGUUCUUUAUGCCACGAUGAAAACCUUGCUAAAGUGUUGGAGCUCCAAGACGUCAUAGACAAGCAAAACAAAGAACAGACACAAAUGAAAGAGCGUCUUACGGCUUUGUCGAGCAGAGUAACAGAGCUGGAAGAAGAUCUUGACACGGCUAGAAAAGACUUAAUAAAAUCUGAAGAAAUGAAUACCAAGUUACAGAGAGACGUACGAGAGACUAUGGCCCAAAAGGAGGACAUGGAGGAGAGGAUCACGACUCUUGAGAAACGCUACCUCGCCGCACAACGUGAAGCGACAUCUGUGCAUGACCUCAAUGAUAAACUUGAAAAUGAAAUCGCCACUAAAGACUCCAUGCAUCGACAGAGUGAAGAUAAGAACAGGCAGUUGCAGGAACGACUGGAACUGGCUGAGCAGAAGCUGCAGCAGACGCUGAGGAAAGCGGAGACGUUGCCGGAGGUGGAAGCUGAGCUGGCGCAGAGAGUUGCAGCCCUGACAAAGUCUGACCUUUUGUCUCCUGGGAGCUCUGCUGCUAAAGAUGCUAAAGUGUUGGAACUUGCCACCAAGCUUAGGAAGGCUGAGGAGAGACACGGCAAUAUAGAAGAACGGCUGAGGCAGAUGGAAGCACAGCUAGAAGAAAAGAAUCAAGAACUGCAAAGGGCUAGACAGAGAGAGAAGAUGAAUGAAGAGCAUAAUAAACGUUUGUCAGAAACUGUUGAUAAGCUUCUGUCUGAAUCUAAUGAAAGGCUUCAGCUGCACCUCAAGGAAAGGAUGGCUGCCUUGGAAGACAAGAAUUCACUUAUUCGGGAAAUUGAACACGCGAAAAAACAAAUAGAGGAACUUCAGCAUGAAAAGGAUCAGCUGGUAUUAAAUGUUGAAGCAUUAAGGGCUGAAAACGACCAAGUGAGACUCAGAGCCACAUCACUUCAUCACAGCCGGCCAGAUUUCAGAUACCCAAUGGCACCUUCGUCUGUGGCCGACAGUCACACCGACUCCUAUGGCACCUCAUCAGUGUUAAGGAGGCCCCAAAAAGGACGUUUGGCAGCUCUCAGAGAUGAACCUUCAAAGGUUCAGACUCUGAACGAGCAGGACUGGGAGCGAGCCCAACAAGCAAGCGUGUUGGCCAACGUGGCCCAGGCGUUUGAAAGCGACGUUGACGUGUCAGAUGUUGAGGAUGACAGGGAGACCAUAUUCAGUUCUGUUGACCUCCUGUCACCCAGCGGUCAGGCUGAUGCUCAGACUUUGGCCAUGAUGCUUCAGGAGCAGUUGGAUGCAAUCAACAAAGAGAUUAGACUUAUACAAGAAGAAAAGGAGAACACAGAGCAGCGUGCGGAGGAGAUUGAAAGCAGAGUGGGUAGUGGCAGUUUGGACGCCCAUGGGCGAUUCCGGUCCAUGAGCUCCAUUCCUCCUCCCUAUGCAAGUGGUUCACUGGCUGGUUCCUCCCCUCCUGGCAGUGGCCGCUCCACCCCGAGGCGGAUUCCGCACAGUCCAGCUCGGGAAGUGGACAGACUAGGUAUCAUGACACUGCCUAGUGAUUUAAGGAAACACCGUAGAAAGUCUCCGGCUUCUAGAGAAGAGGUACGAGAUGAUAAAACCACCAUCAAAUGUGAGACGUCGCCGCCUUCUUCACCGCGCUCUUUGCGUUUGGACAGAGUCCAAAAAGGAGCUUUGCACACCGUGAGCCAUGAAGAUAUCAGGGACAUUAGGAAUUCAACAGGUUCACAAGAUGGGCAAACAAGUAAUCCCAGUAGCAGCAAUAGUAGCCAAGAUUCCCUUCAUAAAGCCCCCAAAAAGAAGGGGAUCAAAUCCUCCAUUGGCCGCUUGUUUGGCAAGAAAGAAAAGGGACGACCUGGACAAACCAGCAAGGAAACACUAGGACAAGUUGGCAUGGGAGAAGCUGAUAGUUCCUCUCAGGAUGCCUUAGGCCUCAGCAAGCUUGGAGGUCAGGCAGAAAAAAACAGGAAAAUGCAGAAAAAGCAUGAGUUGCUGGAGGAAGCCAGAAGACAAGGUUUGCCUUUUGCCCAGUGGGAUGGGCCAACUGUGGUUGUGUGGCUGGAGCUGUGGGUUGGGAUGCCAGCCUGGUAUGUGGCUGCUUGCCGAGCAAAUGUGAAAAGCGGUGCUAUCAUGUCAGCUUUGUCUGAUACAGAGAUCCAGCGGGAAAUUGGGAUUAGCAACCCCCUGCACAGGCUGAAGCUGAGGCUGGCCAUUCAAGAAAUCAUGUCACUAACGAGUCCAUCUGCACCUCCCACCUCCAGGACGACCACGGGAAAUGUCUGGGUAACACACGAAGAAAUGGAAAAUCUUGCAGCCACCCAGCAAACGGAAGAUGAGGAGGGAAGCUGGGCUCAGACGUUAGCGUACGGUGAUAUGAACCACGAGUGGAUUGGCAACGAAUGGCUCCCCAGCCUGGGGCUCCCUCAGUACCGCAGCUAUUUCAUGGAAUGUCUUGUUGAUGCUCGAAUGCUGGAUCAUUUAACUAAAAAAGACCUCCGUGGGCAACUGAAAAUGGUGGACAGCUUUCACAGAAACAGUUUUCAGUGUGGAAUUAUGUGCCUGCGAAGACUGAAUUACGAUCGAAAAGAACUUGAAAGAAAGAGAGAGGAAAGCCAGAAUGAAAUUAAGGAUGUCCUCGUGUGGAGCAACGAAAGGAUGAUCCACUGGGUAGUGUCCAUCGGCCUCAAAGAAUACGCGAAUAACCUUAUCGAGAGCGGAGUUCACGGUGCGCUUGUGGCCUUAGAUGAAUCGUUUGAUUACAAUGCAUUAGCUCUCUUAUUGCAAAUACCCACUCAGAACACCCAGGCCCGUGCUGUUCUGGAGAAGGAAUUUAAUAACCUCCUCGCUAUGGGCACUGAUAGAAGACUUGAUGAAGAUGAUGAUAAGAGCUUUAGGAGAGCACCUUCCUGGAGAAAGAAGUUCAGACCAAAGGACAUAAGAGGUUUAGCUGCUGGAUCAGCAGAGACUCUUCCUGCAAAUUUCAGAGUUACAACCUCAAUGUCUUCACCCUCUAUGCAGCCAAAGAAGAUGCAGAUUGAUGGCAGUGUAUCAGGAACACAAAGAUUGGAUUCUGCUACAGUAAGGACCUACUCCUGUUAAAGCCUUCUCCUGUUUACCCACACUAUUUCUACCGGUGAUAUGCAGCAUUUUGAACAUUUGGAACCCUUAACCUGUUAAUACUUGUUAAAUGGACACUUUGAGAUAUUUUAUUACAGAGUUUUUAAUUAGCAAAAAAAAAUUCAUGAGUACUAUAGAGAAAAUAUUUUAGAAUCUAAAUGUUUCUUAUAUUUAUGUGACUUCUCAUUUAUAUAGUUACUUACUUUUUCUGUUUCUAUUCAGUCUACAAAUCAAAUCAUUGCUGAUUUUUUUAUUCUAAUUUUAGUCUUUCCAACUGAAUGUACUGUAAUGCUUGUAUGUAUAUGUCCCUAUAAGUAAUAUAGGGUUUUUGUAAAUUAUGCAGUUACUGUAAUUAUCAUUGGGUUUUUUUAAUAAUGAAACUGAAGGUGAAAAGGAUUUUAAUACCUUUGUAAAAGUAUCACGACACCAAGCAGUAUAUAUUUUGUCUUUUGGAAAUGUUAGCUUAGAUCUGAAAUCAAGUCCAGCUUUUUUUGGGGUGAAAACGUGUGUUGUUGUAGGUCUGGUACAUGAUUGUUUUCCCUUUCAGAGCUGUACCUUUCCACCGAGAGCCUUUGUCAGGUAGUGGGAAUGUGUCUUUAUUUAAAAUAGAACUUGUUUUAAAAGCUGGGAAGAGCUCUAACACUACGGAACACGUUUUAGAAGUGGUUGACUCGGUCAUGACACUCUCUGCUGUAUUCGUGUAGCGUUGUCUUCACGGUGACUGAAAACAAGCCAUAAACCAAGAACUGCUUUUAUUGUUGCUAGUUUUGUUUUCUCUUCCUUAACGGAGGAAGACAGACUUCAUAAUAAUUCCUGGUCGUAAUCCACAGGCCACACAGAGAGUUUGUGUCCUAGAUCUUUUUGAUUGUGGAAAGACGCUGGUGAAAUUAGUUGGAAUGGACCAAUAAUGAAGCACUGCAGCCCCCGUCAAAUGAGUAGGGAACAAUGAAGGUACAACGGGCUGAAAACUAAAGCAGUGCAACUUCUAAUAAAGGCCUUACUUUUCUUAUGUAAGUCAUCUUUUGUGUUUUGUAAACUUGUCUGGACUUUAAUUGCGAUGGUCGUAGCCAUUUUGGACUGUAUGAGUAGAAAAUGUAUCUGACACUUGUAAAUGGCACAUUAAAAAGCCAGCAAGAAUCUGUUCAGAUGGUGCAUUAUUUAUUAUGCAACAAUAUAUAUAGCAUGUCUUUUUUUUUCUUAUUUUGUUUUCCACUUUUAACUCGCUUGUAAAACUGAAAUUCAUUGUUACUGUCCUGUUUUUCUAUUAAUCUUUUGUGUAUUUUCAGAUUAUGUAACAAUAUGUACAGUCUACUUUUGAACUAUUUUUAUCACAGUAUUAUUUAUUGCUUUCUUUCAAUAAAGUACUGAUGCAUUUUCCACUGCCAAUAAAACACUAUUGAAAAGCUACGAUCUAAUUGUACGCAGGCAGAUACUUUUGCAGUGAGUGGAUAUCGUCAAUAAAGCAUCUUAAAGAUUGAUUGCUGCCCUGUAGAUCUUGUUUCGAAUGACGGCUUUUCUCCAGUAGAAGAAUGUUCCAUUCGGUGCGACGUUUUCUUUGGGAUUGUUCAAGUUCACGUGCGCGUUAAUCCAUUUUUUGAAGACCAGUUUUCAGGAGAAAACUGCUUUAUUGCCUAUUUCUACUAGUAGUUAGAGCUGUGAUUUGCUUCCAAAAGAAAGCAACAAAGACUAUCACGCAACUUCAGUGUAUUCUGGUGAAGAUUGAAGCGCUGUUUUAUAGAGCAGCAACGGUUGCUUUGUUAAUCAAAUGAGAUUAUGACCACAGCGAUAUCUGGGGAGAAACACAGGAGUCGAGGGAGCCAGUACAAAAUUGGGUCACAAUAGGGCUGUUUAUGUCGGUUUUAAUAUAUUUGUAAACCAUUUAUUGUGUAGAAGAGAAGACAGAAGGAUAAAGUUACAGAAUAAUCGAGGCGGUAGUGGAGCGUAUUUCAUCUUGUCCUCUAGAUCAACAGCGGGAUGUGGAAUGCAUGGAAUGGAGAAAUAUUGUGAUUGAUGCUUCAACCAUUGUUCAGUAAUGCAUCUCUGUCUAGCUUGUCCGUGUGAGUUGCUGUCUGAUCAUUUGCAGUAUCUUUUUAUAUUUUCAGAGAAUCUAUCUUUCUAGAAAAAAAGCUAAAAAUGAAACCGCGGAAGGAAAUCCUGACUCACUGUUUAGAGAAAAAAGAACUGCAUAGACGUUUCUGGUCACUGAUGUGAUAGUGGGUGCUCGAAGUCAUGUAUUGUUGCUUCUCAAAAGUGAAAACAACGCGGAAUAGACUUGUAAAAUGUGAAAAGAAAAUAUGUUUAUUAUUUUAAGGCUGUAAAACCUGAACUGUUAUGGAACGAUGGAAUCGAGAGCUAGAAUAAAUGAGUGAAACAGAAAAAGCUUUCACGAACUGGCAAA
Molecule: messenger RNA, 7625 nt
Organism: Columba livia (rock pigeon)
Lineage: Eukaryota; Metazoa; Chordata; Aves; Columbiformes; Columbidae
Gene: PPFIA1
Product: PTPRF interacting protein alpha 1
Exons: 32
Coding region: 1406-5209 (1267 amino acids)
Biological process (GO): synapse organization
Cellular component (GO): presynaptic active zone
Molecular function (GO): protein binding
Source: RefSeq, a predicted model, not a curated record